This is a messenger RNA of Volvox carteri f. nagariensis, 2303 nucleotides long. RefSeq names its product molecular chaperone (gene dnj38). Gene Ontology annotation, molecular function: iron ion binding; electron transfer activity. The coding region runs from base 128 to 1606 and encodes 492 amino acids. The record is from RefSeq and is a predicted model, not a curated record. The transcript is spliced from 10 exons. Lineage: Eukaryota; Viridiplantae; Chlorophyta; Chlorophyceae; Chlamydomonadales; Volvocaceae.
CACUGCUGUUAUUUUAAGGGAAACAUGGAGGUAGAAAGGCGCUAGGGUUCCAUGACAACCUACAGCGAACGUUGACAAAUCUCGACGAAGCCCUAUGAAGCCUAGUCAUAAUUAAAAUUGUCCUCUGAUGUGGAGCCGAUUGCGCGGACAGGCGGUAACAUCUGGGAAACAGGUUGUGGGCCCACUUCGGCUCCAUGCGAAGUCCCCGAGCUCUGGGCAGCGGCCCUUUAGACUGGCCGUGGCAGCUGCAAACACAUCCUACGAUACGACAAGCUUGUUUGGUGGCGAGGACUUCUAUACCAUUCUGGGUGUGCCUCCAAACGCCGAGUUCCGCGACAUUAAGCGCGCCUAUCACGGCCUGAUGCGGCAGUUCCAUCCCGACCGGGCACCCGAUAACUUGCGUGAUGAUAUGGCGUCGCUAUGUGUGCUUCUCAACGAGAUCUACGAGACGCUCAGUGACGAGGACAGGCGUACCACAUACGACACGCUGGCGGGUUUCUCGUCCAGUUCUAUCAACCCGUUCUUGGAUAACAGCUUCGCCCGGGAUCAGGUCUUUGUGGACGAGAUCACGUGCAUCGGUUGCGGCAAGUGCGUGCGCGCCUGCCCCCGAACCUUCGAGAUCGAGGCCUCCAAGUACGGCAGGGCACGUGUCAUUUCGCAGGACGCUGAUGACGUGGACAGCGUGCAGAUCGCGAUCGAGUGCUGCCCCGUGGAUUGCAUACAUUGGGUGUCUCUGCCCCAGUUGUCCCUCCUGGAAGCCGCGCUGUCCCGCAUGGGCCGCAUAGAGGUCUCGGUGAUGCAGCGGUUCGGGCGCUCCGGCGGAAAUGUGUUUCAGGUGGCGUACAAGGCCUGGGAGCAGCGCAUGGCGGCUAUUCAGGAGCGAGCUGCUGCGGCUGAUGGCCGCACGCGGGUGGACUGGUCUUUCUGGACCAACGGCGCCAGUCUGCAGUACGAUGAGGAGGCUGAUAAGCGAGCUGCAGCGCUGGAUGGGGUGCUGCGGCCCGACUCUGUCCCAGCCGUGUCUGGGGUCUCCAGCAUUGCGAACGAGCGCAGACGCGCCCAGAAGUCUGCCACCGCCCGGGCGCGUGCGCGGGCCAGUGGCGAGGCUCCUGUUGCGCCCGCUGUUGCUGCUGCUGCCACCGCCUCGCCCUCUCCCGCCCCUGCUUCCUGCGUUGGCCCUUCAUCCGCUGGGGCGUUUAGGCCUGAUCUCCACCGCGUGUGCUGCCUCCAGCCAGGCCGGGCUGAUGUCGCUGUGCAGGGCUCCAAGAGCUGCAAGGGCGGCAUCCUUGUCCUGCAGCUGGGCGGGGCCUGUGGCUGGGUCGAGGUGCUCACGGGCCCACGAAUGCCAGGCUGCUCCCUGGGGGGUGGUGGUGGCUUGGCUAGUGUUUACCGCUUCCCACACCCGUACCAGGUCCCACACCCGUACCAGGUUGUUGUUGUUGGUGGUGUUGUUACAUGGUCGUGGGAUCCGGAGCAGCGGCGCAUUGCCAACCUGGCCGCAUCCGCAGCUCGCGCUGCGCGCAUGUGGCGCUUCUUCCACCAGGCGACGUCGGGGGCGGGCAGGGCGCUGAUCCCGGAGAGCAGCACUUCUUCCCUGGAUCUGUAGCGACCUCCUGGACGGGGCUGCUUGUCGUCGGGCGAGUCGAAGAGCGCAAGACCGUUGAAUCUCAAUGUGGGUUGUGGAGGUUGCAACGACUAGGCUGCAACGUGCACGGCGACCCGCCGUGGUCAUCAACAACAUCAUCAUCACAUCCCGCUGUCUCUCCCGCUGAUGGUAAUCGGGACGAGAGGCAUGAGAGAACGGAAUGUGAUAAGAGAGCUUUUGAUAUCGGUUUAUUACGGCACGUACUAUAAUUUGCCGCAAAGGAGGCAAUUGAGGGACAGCAGUGCAGGCAGACGGUUUACAGGUUCAUUUAUGGCUCGUGGCGCGUGUGGCCAUUUGUUUUUCUGUAUAAAAAGUGUGACCAGACAACGUUCAGUGGGUUUGUCUUGUUCUGGCGAGAGGUUGUGCAGGCAUGGCACGUGAGCGGUUCGUCAACUCGAAGCAUAAGUUACAGGAAGUGUGAAGAGGGGAAGGAUGUCGUCAUGUAAGGCGUGCCUUUUCACGUUGACGUCCUAGAUGCCCUGGCUGGGGAGCGGAUGCGACAGCGGGUUGGGCGAGUUGGUUUAGAAAAGGGUGGUCCACACGUUCCUCGUUUGUUGACGGUAAACCUUGCGGGAAUGGUCGAUGCUGAUGUUUUAAACGGACUGUCGCCCUUCACGAACAACCCAUUGCCAAACUUGGUGUAAGGUGUGUUCCUUUG